GGCUGCUUCACAAAACCAUCGAACUCAGAUCCCACUCACUGAUCGCAUUCGACAUUUCUAGAGAGAGAGAGCUUAUUUCCAGAGAAACCCCAUUCAUUACUGGCAAGAGAGAGAGAAUGCACGAUUUUUGCUUCACCAUCCCUUACGGGCUUGUACUUCUUACAGGAGGAGUCAUUGGAUAUGCUAAGAAGGGAAGCCUUGUAUCUUUAGCAGGAGGUCUUGGGUCUGGUCUUCUGUUGCUUCUCUGUGGUUUCAUCAGCUUACAAGCUUUCCAAAAGCGCAGGAACUCUUACCUAGCUCUGAUAUUAGAGACAGUGUGCUCACUUUUAUUAACUUGGGUUAUGGGACAACGAUUUGUCGAAACUUCAAAGAUAAUGCCAGCUGGAAUAGUUGCUAUACUCAGUGCUUUGAUGACGGGAUUUUAUCUUUACAAGAUUGUGGUGGGAGGUAACCACAUCCCACCAAAGGCUGAAUAGUUUCCAGAAUCAGAGCUCCCUGUACUUAAUGAUUCAUGGGACAGCUGUAUGCUUGUUUCUACUCUUUCUUGUCCUCCUCAACAGAACUGUAGGUUUCUAUGUAUCUGAUAUAUGAUCAGUAUGCUUAUGUUGUACUGGGUUGUUUCUACUCUUUCUUGUCCGCCUCUUAACAGAAUUGUAGGUUUUUAUGUAUCUGAUAUAUGAUCUUACAAGAAUCAAUGGAUAUUGAAUGACAAAUUAGCA
Messenger RNA from Amborella trichopoda, 719 nucleotides. RefSeq names its product Transmembrane proteins 14C. Gene Ontology annotation, cellular component: chloroplast inner membrane. Lineage: Eukaryota; Viridiplantae; Streptophyta; Magnoliopsida; Amborellales; Amborellaceae. Gene Ontology annotation, molecular function: fatty acid transmembrane transporter activity. The record is from RefSeq and is a predicted model, not a curated record. Gene Ontology annotation, biological process: fatty acid transport.